This is a messenger RNA of Rhipicephalus microplus (southern cattle tick), 3408 nucleotides long. RefSeq names its product putative lipid scramblase CLPTM1. The record is from RefSeq and is a predicted model, not a curated record. Gene Ontology annotation, cellular component: endomembrane system; membrane. NCBI's taxonomy places the organism in Eukaryota, Metazoa, Arthropoda, Arachnida, Ixodida, Ixodidae.
UCGUCGCUCUCGCUCGCUCGUCGUGAAUCGCCGCCGUGCCUGGGGCUCGUUGAGCGGUGUCAUCAUUCGCGUCGUCGCGAAAACCGAUCCUGAAUUACAUCCAGCGGCAGUCACAGGGAGACCCGUUGCCACGACCACGAGUACCGCCUAUGCGAUGACGGAAGCGGUCAACUCCGGAGCGCUCGUACGCUCAAGCAACGGCCAAGUUUCGAACCAAGCUCAGGAUGCGGCCCCAGCACACAACAAUGAAAACCAGGAAAACGUUCAACAGGCGGCACCGCAGCCACAGCCGGCCUUCUCCUAUUGGUCCGUCUUCAAGGGCCUGCUGUUUCGCGCGGCCAUCAUAUACUUCAUGACCAGCUGGUUUCGAGGCCAGCCGGCCAAUCAGAACACGGGCGGUGGGAGCGGUCCACCCGGCGCCACGCCAGCGUCCUCUAAUCUGUACCCAAAUGGAACGGUCAUGGAUAUGUACAUGUACAUCUCGGAAGACUCAACCUUUAAAAGCUUUGACGACCCCGAAGCCCUGGUUUGGAAGGAGCCGGGCCUCGUUUACGGUGACUGGUAUGGUGGACCGAACGGGGACUCUGUUUAUACGAAGAACAUGAGGUUUAGGCCAUCGGAGAGAGUCAAAAACAACGGCACUAUCUUUUUGCACGUCUUCUUCGUGCUGAACGGCUACUCGCCUGAUCCCAAAGCUGAAAAGGACUACUCCCAGACGCACACAGUCUACCGCAAGAAGCAGCUAAACAAGUACAAGAAGUUGCGCUACAAGCGGACCCAGAACUUGCUCACUGGCGAAACGGCUGCUACACCAGAAAUGGUAGAGAAAGCAGAGGCCAUGAAAGAAGAAAUUUUGUCCCACUGGCAUCCAAACCUGACCGUGAACAUCAUAGUCGACCACACUCCAUGGACGCAGGGUCAGGUGCCGAUGCCUGUCGACCAGUAUGUCGAGUUUGAACCAACGACAGGAAAGUACUACCCCAUUGUGUACAUCAACGACUACUGGAACCUUAUCCGAGACUACCAGGCCAUCAAUGAAACAACAGAGUGGCUUGACCUUCAGCUGACUUUCCAGCCGCUGAGCAUGUUCCGGUGGCAGCUGUACGUGGCGCAGGGCAUGCGGUCGUUCUCCUUCUUUGGCCAGGACCUGAUGGAGGAGUCCGAGGAGGACAAAGACUCCCUCAAGGAGGCCUUCCUCGAGACGUCUCCCUACCUGCUGGCUGUCACGGUCGUCGUCUCCCUGCUGCACAGCGUGUUUGAGUUCCUGGCCUUCAAGAGCGACAUCCAGUUCUGGCGCAACCGCAAGAGCCUGGAAGGUCUGUCGGUGCGUUCGGUGUUCUUCAAUGUGUUCCAGUCCGCUGUGGUGCUCCUCUACAUCCUGGACAACGACACCAACACCCUGGUGCGGCUCUCGGUGUUUGUCGGCCUGCUCAUCGACAUCUGGAAAAUCCACAAGGUGGUGAACAUUACUGUGGACAGAGAAAACAAGCUUUUUGGAGUGUUCCCUCGGAUUCGCAUGGCCGACAAGUGCACCUACGUAGAAUCGUCAACACGGGAAUACGACAUGAUGGCGUUCAAGUACCUGUCUUGGGCGCUGUUUCCCCUGUUGGCGGCCUACUGCGUCUACUCGCUCAUGUACCUCGAGCACAAGAGCUGGUACUCCUGGGUGCUCGGUGUCAUGUAUGGCUUCCUGCUUACAUUUGGCUUCAUUAUGAUGACACCACAGUUGUUCAUCAACUACAAACUCAAGUCAGUGGCCCACUUGCCGUGGCGCAUGCUGACGUACAAGUUUCUCAACACUUUCAUCGACGACAUAUUCGCCUUCGUCAUCAAGAUGCCCACCAUGUAUCGGCUCGGCUGCUUCAGAGACGACAUUGUGUUCCUAAUAUUCCUGUACCAACGCUGGAUCUACCGCGUGGAUCCGACGAGAGUCAACGAGUUCGGGACAAGUGCGGUGGACGACGCCACGCCGGAGAUGGCAGCCGCUGCGGAGCAGCCCAAUGGAGCGCUUCCAACGGCGGAAGCGGGAGACGACUCCACGUCCGAAAAGCCCGAGGAACUGAAAAAGAACGAGUGAUCCCGCCAUCCGUCACCGCGUCCUAGUUGUCUCAGUGUGUUCCAUUGAAUCUUUUGUUUUUGCAAGAGACUCCUUGUUUUUACAUUAUGUAAAAUGUGUUCAUUUGCCAAAAAAAAGUCGUGACACGAGAGAGCCUUGGCAAGAGCGAAGGUGUUUCAUGUGUUCCAAGAAGCUUCCUCUCGUGAUUGUAAUGUUACACAUAAAAAAAGACUGUUGCAGUGGAGAUGUAUAAUGAAAGUGGUGCAUUGUGAACUUAAAGAAAACUGUGCCUCGUGUCGUCACCAGUAAAAAAAAAAAGGAACACCUUUCUGCACAAAACUGUGAUGUCAAGAUAUUUUUUUUAAACAUUGCGUUUUGUGCCUUGUUAAGAAAUUAAGUCUUUUUGUUCUAUUGAUUAAUGAAAACAGGUUUAUUGCUUUUAGCUACUUUGUUUUGUUGAGCUCUCUUUCACUGAUGGAUUUUUUUUUCUGGAGUUUAAUACUAAUGACAGCCAACCAAUAGCGAAAGUUAUUGACUUUCGAGGCGUAUGGUACAGCUUUUCCCAAUAUAAAAGUGAAUCACGCAGUAAACUUUCCCAAAAGAAACCUAGUUGUGUCGUAGGUGAAUAACCUCGGGUAAUUUUAAAGUGUGCCAUUAAGGCUGUUCUAAUUGGCUCAAAUUAAAUUACUUUUCUCUCGAGUGGUGGCAGUGAUCGCCUUCAACCUGUGAAGCACCACAGGCACUCUGUAGUGGCAUGAAACAGCAUUAAUAAAAACUGUUUUUGUACGUAGGUUAUGUGCAGGAUUAUGUAAUGUUCAGGUGCACUUGUGUUGGGCAGCAGAGCAAACCACACGGAAGUCUGCAUACAGGUAGAGUGUGAGGGACACAUUCAAAACAAAAACAUUACGAGCUUCUCUGCAACAUUCUUAACAUGCCAUGUGUGUUAUAUAUGAGGAGUCGUAGGUUGGCAAGUCGCAUUGCUUGAAAGGCAAUGUUUUGCGGUAAUGCUUGCUUGCCAUGUUUGAAUGUCUCCCUCGGCAAGUGAAAUAAAAAUUUGCGAUCGUGGGUGUAGAUAGCACACUGAUCUCUCUUGUCGAUAGUCUGCAUUUUGUUUUUGAUGAUGUGACUGCACUGCUUAAAGUGUGGGUUGAGAAAAAAAUGCUUUCUUGUGUACAUAGAAUCUGUUGUAUGUAGUGUAAAAACAUAAUGCCAAAAGAACUGCUCGACUCCUCAUCCAGAACCUGGUUUUUAUGUUAAAACUCGGUUGAAGUUUGUUUUAUGCUACAUCUUUUUGUACACCCAUGUUCACCGUUCCAACGACUGCAUAAUUAAAAACAAGCCCCAUGCCAGCA